AAUGAAUGGUACUUCCAAACAAUCUGUUGUUAAUGAAUAGGAAGGGCUCUCAUUUCUAAUUACUUUAAUUUUGGAGUAGAUACUAAGCCUGGAGGGGAUUUAGAUUUUAUUUUUUGAGAAUAUCUACAAAGAUCCUAAUUAUGGUUACUGCUUUAGAUAUUACCAAUCAAUAGGAGAUACCAUGAAUAUCUGAGAGAACCUGAUCAUUUGGAUUUCAAUUUUUUACCAUUAGCUCUAUGAUGUACAUCAUUGCUGAAAACCCAGAG
Molecule: messenger RNA, 266 nt
Organism: Paramecium sonneborni
Lineage: Eukaryota; Ciliophora; Oligohymenophorea; Peniculida; Parameciidae
Source: the annotation of a GenBank genome assembly